Molecule: messenger RNA, 1482 nt
Organism: Diaporthe batatas
Lineage: Eukaryota; Fungi; Ascomycota; Sordariomycetes; Diaporthales; Diaporthaceae
Exons: 2
Coding region: 1-1482 (493 amino acids)
Source: RefSeq, a predicted model, not a curated record
AUGGCAAUCUUCGAUGAGGCCGCUUCUGUUGGAGGUACUUGGGCAAGGGAAAGACUCUACCCAGGCUUGAAAACGAAUAACCUUCUCGGCACCUAUGAGUUUUCGGACUUUCCCAUGACCCCGGGCCGGUUCGACGUCAAGGAAGGUCACCACAUCCCCGGGCACGCUGUGCACGAGUAUCUCACGCAGUUUGUGGAAGAGUUUCGUCUCACGUCACGCCUACAGAUGAGGCAGAAAAUAGAGACGGCAGAGCUUUUAGAGAACGGUUCCUGGUCCCUGAGGAUCAUCUCAGCCGACCCGGGGACCGAACCAAGAACUAUCCUCGCCAAAAGGCUUGUGGUGGCAACUGGACUCACCUCAAAGCCAUUCAUGCCGAAGUUAUCCGGAGAUCAUGGGUUCAACAGGCCCUUGUUUCAUGCCAAAGAACUACGGGAUCGUGCUGAAGAGAUUGAGAAGGCCCGCAGCGUGGCAGUCCUCGGCGGCAACAAGUCAGCAUGGGACACGUGCUUUCUUGCCGCCAAGUCAGGUGCCCAUGUGCAUAUGGUAAUGCGGCCUGACGGUGGAGGUCCGAGUUGGAUCUGGCCCGUGGUGUUCUCCCCGUUCAAGAUCUCAAUCCAGCGACUGGCCUCCACCCGGUUCUUCACCUGGUUUGACCCUUGCAUCUGGGGCGAGUCCAGAGGGGUAAUAGGCUGGAUCCGAAGCGUCCUACAUGGGACGCGUGUUGGUCGAGCAGUAGUAUCAAUAUUCUGGAGUACUCUCCAGGGAUAUGCGCAAAGAGCUCACGGCUACGACGACCACCCCGGGACGCAGAAGCUGAGGCCUUGGGUGAGCACCUUCUGGAUGGGGAACUCGCUGAGCAUUCACAACUAUACUGCAUCCUGGUUUGGGUUGGUCCGCGAGGGCAAGAUAACCGUACAUGUUGCUGAUGUCUCUUCACUGUCGGAUGGUACUGUGCAUCUUUCGAACAAGGAAAGCUUGGACAUAGAUGCAUUCGUCUGUUGCACCGGCUGGGCUACACAGCCUCCCGUUCGUUUUCUGCCAGAGGAUCUAAAGUCAGAGUUGGGUCUAGAGAGGAACAACAGCAUCGAAGAACAGAAAAUGAGAGAUGGGGCUCGGGCAGAAAUCUUCACUCGAUUCCCUGCUCUUCGAGUUGGUCCACGCCGACGUCUUCCGCCCGGAAUUUCAACCCCUGCCAACAAAGAACAUGCAGCCACCAGAGAAGCCUCGCCAGGCUACCAACUAUACCGUUUCCUCGUACCUACAGAGGAGAGAUUCCUGAGGCAGCGCAACAUUGCGUUCAUCGGCUCACAUCUUGCGCUCAACGCCAUAAUGAUCGCUCAGCUGCAGGCUUUGUGGGUCACCGCAUAUUUUGUGGACGAAUUGCCUCCUUUGACGGCAGAAUCUCUAGAUCAUGACCAAGAAGUAUGGCCGAACCGGAGUCUGGUCCGAAAUAUUUCACCGGUAUCGUCCAAGCGACUUUAA